Messenger RNA from Morchella sextelata, 912 nucleotides. RefSeq lists its product as uncharacterized. The transcript has 2 exons. The record is from RefSeq and is a predicted model, not a curated record. Bases 1 to 912 code for a protein of 303 amino acids. NCBI's taxonomy places the organism in Eukaryota, Fungi, Ascomycota, Pezizomycetes, Pezizales, Morchellaceae.
AUGGACUCAAUCUUCACUACAGCCCGGGAGGCCGCGAGAGAGUGUACAUCGCUCCUCAGUCCCUCAAUUGUUAACUUCGCCUUCUCGACCUGCAUCCUGCUUGGGAUUCUCGGGUCCUACAUCCCACAACAUUACAAGAUAAUGGCGCGUGGCUCCAGUGAGGGUAUCAGUCCUCUGUUUGUGCUUCUUGGGGCAACGGGUGGAACGUGUGGGUUUGUGAAUAUCCUCAUCCUGUCGCAAGGAGUGUUGGGAUGUUGCCAGAAGGGUAUUGGCGGGUUCAACUGCAUCGCCGCCAGCCUGGGUGUCGUCCAGGUUGGGAUGCAAUGGGCCUGUUUCGCAGUUAUCUUGCUCCUAUUCCUGAUCUACUUCCCGCGCGCCUCCCCCCUCGCCUCUCCCGCCACCUCCCGCAACUGCCCCCCCGAGCGCGCAGCGCUAACCGUCACCUUCCUCUCCGUCCUCCACUUCGUCAUCGUUAUCGGGUGCACCUUCUACUUCUCUCUCCUGACCUCCGAGAACACCCCGCACACCCCCGAGACCAUCCCGGAGCCGAGCCCGCAGCUCGUAGCAUGGGCCAACUUCCUCGGUGUUCAGGCGAUGGUGCUAGCGGGGCUGCAGUACAUUCCGCAGUUGUACACGACGUGGACGUUGAAGCAUGCGGGGAGUCUGAGUAUUCCGAUGAUGUGCAUUCAGACGCCGGGGUCGUUUGUGUGGGCGAUUAGUUUGGCGACGAGGGAGGGGACGAAGUGGAGUAGUUGGGCGACGUUUGUGUUGACGGGAAUGCUCCAGGGAGCGUUGUUGGUUAUGUGUGUGGUCUGGGAAAUGAAGAAUAAGAAUGAGGGCACGAAGGAUUCUGCUGGGGUUGAUCAGGAUGAGGCCGAGAGGAGACCGCUUAUCGGGAAUGAGACGUCGUAG